CUAUCGAUUCUAUCGUCUGUGAAUUCUAUGGGGAACCCCCUCUGUCCUUAAAUCCCCCCGAUUUGUAGUGAUUUCAUCUUUAAUUUCACCUUCAGUAAAUCCACGGGGUCUCUGUCGAGCAGGGCGUACUCUAGAUCUGCUUCUGGCAUACCUAGUUUACAGCACUAGUUACCAUCAAAUUCAGCUCAAUUAUUCCAAGCUUCGUCACAAACAAAUCAUGGAAAUGGCGGCAAAAGAACUGCUAUGGGAGGUAUCCAGACUCACUGAACUUCAAAGUGUUCACGUCAGUUUAAAAGAGAGCUUUAAGGGAGCAAUGAUAACUGGAAUCUCAACACUGGCUGGUGGUCUCUUCUUGGGUCCUAUAGGAUUAGCUAUUGGAGGUACAGUCGGAGGAUGUUCCGCAGCUUUCAUGGCGAGGAAUAAAUUUAUAUCAAUUACAGAUGUAAUUUUGUACGAACUUACACCACAACAACAAUGUGAUCUUGCUGAUGCAAUCCGUAAAUGUCUUAACUCUGUUAAUAUACAAGAUGCAGUUCAGUUUGCAAUAAAUGUUGCUCAAAAUCCUUCUGUGGCUACAACUGUAGCUAUGACUGUAAUUACGUUUCUUAAUUCUCAACAAGGCAUGAAGAUUGUGGACUGAACUACAUAGUAUAAUUAGUUUUACAAGCUAUGUCAGUAAUCAGAUAUGUUUUGUGAUAAAAAUUUAGAAAUAUUCUUGAGAAACUGGAUAUAUUUUUCACAUAGAUGCUAAUAUUUGCUGGUAUUGCUACGAAAUUCAGGUUUAGUACAUUUUUUUACUGGCCUUGGUAUGAUAUUUCGAUCAUAUUAAUGCCAAUACUACUACAACUGAUGAUACGUUAAUCUCUUACUGCAAAUACAGUUCAUCGAUGAAUAACAAAAUAUUGGCACAAUUUCGCAAAUUCAACUUUCAACAAUGUAUCUGAAAGUUUCAAAUGGUUCUGUAAACAUCAAUAAUAUUUCUCAAGGGCGUUAUUUGGCAAGCAUCUGGUAUAUGUACAGAGGCAUACCAAAACCUGUGUAUGUUACGUGAACUGUAUCAUUGUAUAUUUAGGUACCUAGACCACACAAUCGCCAAAAAUCGCAUAUAAUUAGAAUAUCAAUAUUUUGGUUUAUUGGUUACCUGAACUUAUUUAAACUCUACAACUUUAUUCAUCACUUCUAUAGACAGAUACAGAUGUUGAACUUGUGAAAUUUUCUUGUAAAAUAUCAAAAAUCGUUUAAUCUAAUACCAUAACGAAUGCCAGUUCAAAUAUGACUAGUAAAUGUAAGUUGUAUGCUAGCCGAUACUAACCUAAGUAAAGUAAACAAAUAAGUUUACGUGGAAAUAAUAAAAAAAUGUAACUAUAAAAAAAACCGAAUUAUACAAAACUGUUUGACGAUUGAUUUUACACGCCUAAAUAUACAAAUGGUGCAUCAUUUGCGAAAUAUGAACAAGCUUCUAUGUCAAUAUCAGUUAAAUUUUAAAAGUAUUUUUACCACAUAUAUACCAGUAAAAUACCAGGUUAACUUAGAAAACGUUCGAAAACUUAUUGAAACACAUAAAAAUUACUACCUCUAGAUACUAUAACCAUAAGUUUGUCCCAUUAUUGUGCAUUAAACACAGAACUAACUGUCGAGUACUGGAAACAAAAAAUUUAUCAGUUUUGAAUGUAUAUAUUUACAUUUGUGAAGAGUUUGCUUUCUAAUAAAGAAAUGUGCGAUUA
Neodiprion fabricii is the source of this 1724-nucleotide messenger RNA. Its product is annotated as protein C19orf12 homolog. Lineage: Eukaryota; Metazoa; Arthropoda; Insecta; Hymenoptera; Diprionidae. The transcript is spliced from 3 exons. The coding region runs from base 218 to 640 and encodes 140 amino acids. The record is from RefSeq and is a predicted model, not a curated record.